CACAAGUGUGCGUGUGUGGCUGCGGGCUGCGGAUCAGGCCCCGCCCACACUGAGCGGUGACUUGGCCCCUGCGCUCUGGGCUCUGGUUGGAGUGGCCGCUCCGAGCCACUCGCCCCGGGCGCUCAGCCUCCUCCCCUAAAGGGGACCGCCCGGCCGCCGAGCACAAGGAAGAAAGUUUGCAGCGCCGGGGCGAGUCGGGCCGCCGGAGGAAGGGAAGGAGCCGGAGGACCGGGACCUCCUCUCUGAGUUUGUGCAGCCAUCGUGGCGUCAGGGGGGCGGCUGCCCGCCGCGCACUGCAGCCGCCGGGCUUCGGGCCACCCCGCGGAAUGGGGCUCGGGGUCCCGUCCUAGGCGGGAGCCACAGGCUGGUCUGGAGGCCGGGGAGGAACUUCUUCCGCGCGCUGCCGCCCGGGCCCUGGCCGCCUGCAGAAACCCUCCGGAUCCGCGGGGGAAGGACUGAUUGCUCUCCGCCGGGAUUCGCCUGGUUCCGGCGGCUACGGCUGCAGCGUCUCCCUUUGUCCUCGGUGGACCUCCCUCCCGCCCCUUCUCCCUCCCGCUGUCAGGGAGCGGGUUCCGCUGCUCCAGGCGCCGGCGCCCUCGCAGCUCGUCGCCUCCCCUCGCCCCAGGGUCCUGGGGGACUCCUACCACCACCGCCACGUCCCGGGGAGCCCCGCCGAGGGGGCCGGGAGCUGACGGAGGCGCAGGUCCCCCCGCAGGAUGGUGGCGCGGCUGUCGCUGGCCCGCAGUCCGGGGAGCUGGCUGGUCCCGGGGCUGUGGCUGCUGGCGCUCGGCGGUCCCGGAGGGCUGCUGAGCGCCCAGGAGCAGCCCAGCUGCAGAGGCGCCUUUGAUCUCUACUUUGUCCUGGACAAGUCUUGGAGUGUGGCCAAUAACUGGCUUGAAAUUUACGAUUUUGUCAAGCAACUUACGGAACGAUUUGUGAGCCCUCGCAUGAGAGUAUCUUUCAUUGUGUUUUCUUCUCAAGCAACCACUAUUUUGCCAUUAACUGGAGACAGAGGCAAAAUCAAUCAAGGCUUGAAGGACUUAAAAGAUGUUGUUCCAGUAGGAGAGACAUUCAUCCAUGAAGGACUAAAGAAAGCAAAUGAACAAAUUGAGAAAGCAGGAGGCUUAAAAACCUCCAGUAUCAUAAUUGCUCUGACAGAUGGAAAGUUGGAAGGUCUGGUGCCAUCAUAUGCAGAGAAAGAGGCAAAAUUAGCCAGGUCAUUUGGGGCUAGAGUUUAUUGUGUUGGUGUCCUUGACUUUGAACAAGGUCAGCUCGAAAGAAUUGCUGAUUCCAAGGAACAAGUUUUUCCUGUCAAAGGUGGAUUUCAAGCUCUUAAAGGAAUAAUUAAUUCUAUACUAGCUCGAUCAUGCACUGAAAUCCUGGAAUUGUAUCCCUCAAGUGUAUGUGUGGGGGAGGAGUUUCAAAUCGUUUUGAAUGGAAGAGGACUCAACUUGGGCAGUCGCGAUGGCAGUGUUCUCUGUACCUACACAGUAAAUGACACCUACACCAAGAGUGUAAAGCCAGUAAGUGUGGAGGGGAAUUCUGUGCUUUGUCCUGCACCUAGUCUGAAUAAAGUUGGAGAAACUCUUGAUGUUUCAGUGAGCUUUAACGGAGGAAAAUCUGUUAUCUCGAGCUCAUUAGUAGUCACAGCCACAGAAUGUUCUAAUGGGAUUGCAGCCAUCAUUGCCAUUCUGGUGUUACUGCUGCUCUUGGGCAUCGGUUUGAUGUGGUGGUUUUGGCCCCUUUGCUGCAAAGUGGUUAUCAAGGAUCCUCCUCCACCACCACCCUCUGCACCACCUGUAGAGGAGGAAGAGGAUCCUCUGCCAAACAAGAAAUGGCCAACUGUGGAUGCUUCCUAUUAUGGCGGUCGAGGGGUUGGAGGAAUUAAAAGAAUGGAGGUUCGCUGGGGUGAUAAAGGAUCUACUGAGGAAGGUGCAAGGCUAGAGAAAGCCAAAAAUGCUGUGGUGACAAUCCCUGAAGAAACAGAGGAACCCAUCCGGCCGAGGCCACCUCGACCCAGACCCUCGUACCAGACUCCUCAGACAAAGUGGUACACACCAAUUAAGGGUCGGCUGGAUGCGCUCUGGGCUUUGCUGCGGCGGCAGUACGACCGGGUUUCCUUGAUGCGACCUCAGGAAGGAGAUGAGGGCCGGUGCAUAAACUUCUCCCGAGUUUCGUCUCAGUAAAAAGAAAGACCAAGAAGGUAUGAAGAUGGUACAUCUUCACACUGCUGAUUUCCAACCGAAUGAAAAACAAUAAGUGCAUCUUAGAAGUUUUUGGAAGAGCAGCUUUAUUCCUCUCAGUCGGGAAAUGUUUUCUCUGCCUUCUGCUUUGCUUGCACCAGACCUUUUCAAACACUUGUUCUGCCAUCUACCUGGGAGUUGAUGAAACCCAGUAGUAACUCAUGAUUCAUGGCACUGAAAAUAAAGAGGACCAUUAAUCUACAUGCCUGACUUAUACAAAAAAGUUUGCAUGAAUGUGUAGAAAAGGAAAACAAUAAAAAACAACAGCAUGAAGAUGAUAUCAAAACGGAGACCACAAAACAACUGGCCGUGAUGGAUCUUUAAUGAAGAGAGGAGUGUUGAACAUGGUAACAUGGCUCCCGUGUUUUCACAUGGCAAGAUUGUGUAUCCACAGGCAGAGUAUGAGAUUUCCCGCCAGACUCAGCAAAUAAAGAAGUCUAUUGCCUUAUAGCUCUGUCAGAUCACAAAAUCCUUCCACGUUCCCUACCACAAUGUGCCUAUGGGAAGCUUCUGCCUGGAAAAUCUUGUCAUUCUAACACUGAAAAGUGCACACGCGUGACAAAAUGAAGACUGUAUGCCCCCAGGUAUUGGUAGCAAGCAAGAUUUUGCCCUUUAGUUUUUCAAGACACCUUUCUUUCAUUAUGCACUUGGGAAAGAAGACAAUUAAUAGAGCAUUAUUACACAGGAAGACGGCCUCUACCCAGAGGUCUUGAGUGGAGUGUGAGGGACUCAUGAUUUGAGAACUUGUCCCUGUGAUUGGUGGACGUGCCCCUCUUUCUCUGUGUAGGGCUUAGUAGUGCGUAAAGCAUCAAUAUCUGUAAACACACCAAGCAGUUUUGUUUGCUUUUAAUUUAAUGGAAGCAGUAACCACAAAGCUUCCGCUCAGGGUUUUUCUUUCUCCGAGUCUCCAAGGGCUCCUCAGCGUCACAAGCCAGCAACUCUCUUUGCAUGAAAAUUUCAAAGUUUAAUUAAUAUAAUUAAAGGCAACAGCAAGCAGCAGCCUGUGAAGAUUUUGCUCAUCUUUUUUAUGCCUUUUGACAUUGAAUGACCUAUUACUGUAUGCGCAUUACUUGGAUUUUGAGGGGCACUUUAUCUUGGAUGUGAUUCAGUAGAGAAGAAAAGACCUCCACUCAUCAAUUUGAAAAUUAAAUGUUCAGGAGGAUCAGCCACCACAAAACAUCGAAAAUGUAUAUAUUAGAAUUUUUUAGAAAAACCACCAUCGUGUCAUGUCGACGAUGCCAAAUUAUGUUAGCGUGAGCGGAAACACGGUGGGGGAGGAAGAAGGCAGCAGCUGAAGAGAAAAGCUCAAAUGAUCUAGUCACUUUCGAUACUGAAUUUCAGAUGCGAAAUGGAUAUUCGACGCGAAACCUGACAAAGUGCGCCAGCUUUGAUGUGAACUGGUAUAGACAAUGACCAGUGGCUGGGUCAGUGGGAUGUCUCUCUGUGAGCACAAAGGCUUAUCAAAUGACACUAAAAAUAAGUUCAACAACCAUCACGUUGGAAGGGAGAAGGCGAACAUUUCAUGUUUGGCGGGCAUGUGAGUGCACAAGAUGGAAAGAGCGAUUUGGAGCAACCCAGUUUAAUUACCCCCAUUGUGCUCUUCAUGGAAAUUUCAAAGGACGGGAGUGACUCUGUGGGUUGGUGUCCAGAUUUGUGGCGCUGCUCCAAGAAGCCCGACUCACACACGCAACUAUAUAUGUACAUGUAUAUCUUCUAGCUUGAAUCUUUUGCUCAAGUUUAUUUAUGUCACUGGCUGGCUGGAUCCAAUGUCAUGUGUCUACAUAUUCAUAAAUAAAAUUUUACCUGCGCCUCUGCUACCAUUUUCUUUAAGCCUACAUAAACUAGUUUCGGGGACAGAAUUAUAUUGCGUCCCCAAAUGUCCCCUGUGUUCACAAGUGAUGCUAUUGGCAGUAAUUAUCCAUGUGUGCAAGUGUGACUUGGAAGUCCAUUGAGUUCUUGUAGACCUUUCUUCUACAUUUGCAUCUGGGACAGGGCCUAUCCCUAUUUUCUUUAAAUUGGCACUUCGUUUCUGAUCAGUGCACAUUCCUAAAUGGCAUUUAUGAGUAUCAAGGAUGCCUAGAAGCUAAAGCUUUUGCUUUGAUAGUGACUUUGAAUUUAUCUAGUAUUGUAUGGCAUUUGAUGACAUUUGUAUGUUGCUACACGAGCACUGUAAGUAGACCUUGAUCUUUAAAUGGCAAAGUAGUUUUCGGUGGAUUGCCGUGCAUAUGAAUUUGCAGUUCUAAUACCACUAUGAAGAAUUCUCCGUGAUAACAGAGAGGCAUUGGUCUACAUGUACUCUAAAAAAGUACUGUUCAUAAUGUUUAAAGACAGAUGAAUUUCAUUGCACUGAAAGAUAUGAGUCAGCUUUAUGUUACUACUUUCUCUGAUCAGGCUAAGUAGCAAAUGAGAGGACUUUUCUUUAAUGAGUACUGUUUUCUCACUAUAUUGAAAACCUCUAGACCAGUGGUUCUCAACCUUGGCUGCACAUUAGAAUCACCUGGGAAUCUUUUUAAAAUCCUGAUUUCUGGGCCUCAUCCAGGUGAUUCUAAUGUGCAGCCAAGGUUGAGAACCACUGCUCUCUAGACCUUUCAACCAGGAAAAUAAAAGGGUCACAGAAAGUCAUUUCCAUAAGUUUAAUAACAUUUUAUAUUUUAUGUAGAGAAAAAGUUCCUGUUUAAUAUUUCUGGACUUAAGUUCAGUCAAGAUUUCUUUUCUGUGAAUAAAUGAGUAAGCCUUUAGCCAUAAUCCAUUUGUGUUGCAUAAGAUUUCAAAAACAAUUAAGUGGGAAAUGACUCCUAACUUAUGUGUCUACUCUGCCUGGAAAGAAAGUUUUGAAGGCAUCUAUAUAUAUUUCAUAACAAUGUCUGUUCUUUAUGGAUUUGAUCCAUAAAUAUUUAUCUAUCUGAAAACUUUGAUACUUGGAAUGUUUUCCUUAAAGCAUUUGGUGCUCCAAGAAAAAACAUUUGGUGCUAAGAGUUGCAUCACUGAUGCCUUUCCCCAAGUUACUUCUAUUUUAACAUUUUAUAUUUCCUUCCCAAUGAGAUGCAGAGUAACAUGUGAGACCCUCCAUCAGCUGGAAGCAGCAUCUGUCACUAUGGAUAAUUACUACUUUGACAAAAAUAUAUAAGGUUUAAACUCCCUGUGUUUCAGAUUGUUAGAGAAGAUAUGAACUGCUUAUAUUUCCCUUGAACUUUAUUCUAACCACUUUAAAUAAUAAAUUAUUCAAUAUUUGUUUUUCAAAUAAAUCUAUACUGGGUAUAAGA
Myotis daubentonii (Daubenton's bat) is the source of this 5506-nucleotide messenger RNA. RefSeq names its product ANTXR cell adhesion molecule 2 (gene ANTXR2). The record is from RefSeq and is a predicted model, not a curated record. Gene Ontology annotation, molecular function: transmembrane signaling receptor activity. Gene Ontology annotation, cellular component: plasma membrane; cell surface. Lineage: Eukaryota; Metazoa; Chordata; Mammalia; Chiroptera; Vespertilionidae.